Molecule: messenger RNA, 9705 nt
Organism: Patella vulgata (common limpet)
Lineage: Eukaryota; Metazoa; Mollusca; Gastropoda; Patellidae
Product: bromodomain-containing protein DDB_G0280777-like
Exons: 18
Coding region: 220-6594 (2124 amino acids)
Biological process (GO): chromatin remodeling
Cellular component (GO): CERF complex
Molecular function (GO): protein binding
Source: RefSeq, a predicted model, not a curated record
GAAUGAACUCAUUUGGCAAGUGAGAAAUGUCUUCAUGGCCUGGCUUGCAAUAGCGGGUUUAAACUCAUGAAAUGAAGCCGUUAUUAUUACGAUUUGAUUUCUAUCUAAGAAAUGCAUACAUAAACAAUUAGAUUGUUAUCGACAUUCAGAAGAUAAAUAGGCGACUUAGUUUAGGCUAAUAUUGCCUGCGCGUGAGUCACAGAACUUGACAAACUACACAUGGAAGCUGUGGAAGAGCUUCGAUCGUGGUGGAAGGUACCAUGUAUUGCUCAUUUUUGUUCCCUUUUUCGAGGGGUACUAUUUGAACAAUCCGAUUUGGACAUAGAGGAUUUAGAAGAAGCUCUGAUAGCAGCAACAUCACCAUGUGACAGUCCUAUAAUACUUGAUCUACUCUGUAGUUUAUUAGAAGGAAUAUAUGGCAGAGAGCAAUUAACGGUGGUGGAUUAUGAUAGAUAUAUGAAAGAUUUAUUCCGUCAUCAUCAUGAUGCAGGACAUAUUAAAACAAACCCACUGGUUGAUAAAACCUAUUUUGAACUGUCAUUACAUGACAAAGUGGAAGUUUUACACAAUCUGUGUGAUUUCCGGCUUGAUGCUGAAGAUGUUAUGGAGGUACUUAAGGGUCAUGAUGGUGAUAAUAUGAGAGUUGAACCAUUAGGUCAUGAUUUAAAUGGUGCCACCUAUUGGUAUUUCUAUGGUACCAGACUUUACCAAGAAGAUCCUUCACCAAAAGAUCCUAAAGAGAAAGAAAAAUUACCUAGACAUGUUAAACAUUCCAAAAAGUCUAAGAGGAAGAAGAAAACAGAAAGAGAAGAGCGAGCAGAAAAAAGAAGAUCUAAGAAGAAAGAUGCAAGUCCAGAAGAAAAGCCAAGAGAAUUAAGAGCUAGUCCUAAAUUGUUACGAAAGAGCAAAUGCAAUACAAAGAAAUCUUUAAUAGCUUUAGAAAAUGAAGAACAAACCGGAUAUGAUAAUGAAGAUGAAGGGUUUGAAGAAAACUAUAAUCAGGAAGAAGAGUUGUCAGAAGGAACCAAAACCAAAUCAGCUUUUGUAAAUGAUCCAUUGUCAAAAGGUACUCAAGAAUCCGCAAAUGCAGAUGCAGUAGACAAUAGUUGUGUAAGUGCAGAAGAAAUUAAAUCUACAGUGACAAAUACUUUAUCAGACAUUAAAGUGAAAAUUGAGAAAAAUGAAUUUGCAACCAAAAAAGAAACUUUAGCUGAUAGGGUGUCAGAGAUUAUUGGGGUGAAGGCAGAAGAUGAUAAGAAAAUAUCAGAAAGGAAAGAAGAAGAUAUUAUAGAUGGAAAAAAUAAAAUAGAAACUACCGACAUUAAACAUAAGACUACAGAUGCUAAGGGCAUUCAUGUGGAGGUUAAAGAUGAAAUAAAAGAUGAAGUUCAGUGUGAAGCUGAUGAAAAGGUGAAAGCUGAAGUAGAUAAAGUUGUGAAUGAUGUCAUCCAUGAAGUUGAAAAACAGAAUGACAACAGACUGACUAAAAAAAAACAUGAAGAAGCUGUCCCUGAACCUGAAGAAGCUGCCAUGGAACCUGAAAAAACUGUCCCUGAAUCUGAAAAAGCUGUCCCCAAACCUGAUGAAGCCGUCCUUCCAUUAGGGGAAAUUGAACCUGAAUAUGAAGAAGUUAUUCAGGAAUUUGAAGUAGAAACAGCUAAUAAAGAUGAUGAAAAUGAAAAUGGAGAUGAGAAGGUUGUUGAAAAAGAAGCGAAUGACAUGGAAUUAUUAGAUGAUUCUCCUGCUUCAAUAGAAGAUUCCAAAUCAGAGGACGAAAAACCUGUUGAGGUUAUUGAACCACGCCAUGUUUCGAGGUGGCACAUGGUUUGUUCAACUCUUGAAGACUGGCAGAAUUUAUCUGAAUUUUUCCGUGAAAGUGAAGCUAAAUGUGAAAAGGCUUUGUACAGGACUAUUGUUGAAGAUUUUUUGCCAGAAAUUCCUAACAUAAUUAUAGAAAGGGAAAAAGAAUUAACAAGAAGGUUGAUGCAGUCUAUGCCUAGAAGACAAUCGAGUCGGCUAGAAGUUAAACGUAUACAACAAGAAGAAUUAGAAAAAUUACAAGCUCAACAAGAAGCUGAAGAAGAAAAACAAAAAGCUAUUGAAGAUGAUAAACGUAUGGAAAGAGUGCGCCAAGCUAGAGUUGAAGACCAGAAAAAAGCUAGAGAAGAACGUGAAAGAGUGAGAGAAGAACGAGCUAAUAGAAUAAAGAAAAGAGAAGAAAGGGCUAGAUUAUUAGCAGAAGGUAUAGAAGUACCUGAAGAACUACAAAAUCUAGAUAGUCCAGUACCUGAAGCAGAAGUUCGAGUUCAGAAUUUAACUGUGAAUAAUGAAGUGACCAUAACCAUGUAUAAAGUUCUUGAUGCCAUUAAAAGUCAUCGUGAUUCCUGGUUAUUCUGGGAACCUGUAGAAGAAACUUUUGCACCUGGUUAUUUUGAUGUUGUAAAGAAUCCUAUAGAUUUAAUGAGAAUAGAGAGUAAAGUAAAUAAUCGGGAAUAUAAAACAACUGAUGACUUUUUUGAUGAUUUACAUCGAAUGUUUGAUAAUUGUAUUUUAUAUAAUGGUUCAGAUAGUGAUUAUGCAUAUAUGGCUCAAACAUUACGUAGUCACUUGAAAAAGGUCUAUAAGCGACUUUUACCUAAAGAGGAAGAUGUGGAGCCUCCCCCAGAAAAACCUAAGGUAGCUAAAAAAACUGUAGCAGAUGAUCCAUGUUUUAGUCCUGCUGCACCAUAUGUUUAUAAACCUAAAGCUAGAAGAAAAACACCAGAUUAUCAUUGUGUUUAUGAGAAAAAAGUUUACAAAGAUAUGGUGAAAUGUCCCCCGACAUCAUCUGGAACAUUUAAACAUGGAAACUACAUGGUUCGUAUGGGACCUGCGAUGAGAGAAAGUAAACAAAGAAUAUUUGAUGAACUAGAUAAAGAAAUGGCAGCCUAUAAAUCUAGUCAGGGUGAUAAAAAGUAUACAAAACUUCCCAUGUUAGCUACUUAUCCUGUAAAGCAAGAAAAUCGACCUCUUAUCGACCCUGAAGAUUCUUUGGCUGGAAGAUUCAAACGUAAAGUGGAUCAAAACAAAGUUCUUGCAACAGGAACUCCUAAAGUGGAGACUGUUGCAUCAUCUGAUAAUCCAGCUGUUAAGAAAAAUGUAUGGCACAUUUCUCAAGAGGACAUGAUUAAAUAUCGUAAAAUCGCUCACGAAAAUAAUGGAAUGGUAGAAAUCAAAGGACCUGACGGAAAAGUUCUUAAACUUCAGUUCAAAUCAGCUCCAAAGGCUCUAUCUCAAUCACAAACAACUACAGCACUUGCCAUAGCACCAGCCUCAGUUCCUUCAAGUGUGGAGAAAGAAGUUCCAAACACCCACCAAGUACCUCCAGCGGUAGUUGCUGAUCAGCCAGCAGAAGAAACUUUAAAAUCUGAUGAUGCUGCAGGUGAUGAAGUGGCUGUGCCAAAUACAGCCAAUUUACCUUCUUUAUCCACAGAAAGUACAGAUAAAAAUGACAGCAAACCACCAUCAGAUAUUCCACCAGAUACAAUUGACACAGCCAUUUCAUCUUCUUUAUCCUCAGAAAGUACAGAUAAAAAUGACAACAAACCACUAUCAGAUAUUCCACCAGAUACAAAUGACAAUCAGACGGACAUUUUCACUAAAGUUAAGCUUGUAAGUGAAAUAGAUGAAACCAAUCAAGAAUGUCAAAGUACUGAUAAUAAUGGUGGAGUUUUAAAGAGUGCUACAGCAACUGAUGAUGAGGACCAAGAAAAGUCACUAGAAAUUCAUAGUAUCAGCACUCAAGCAGAAGUAGACUAUGAAGAUUACAAGAAAAGUGUUGAACUAACAAAUGGUAAUCGAAAGAAACCAAAAUAUGAUCCUUUUAGAAAGAAACAAACUAAAGUUAAAACUCACACAAAAAAACAAUCUUUAGAAUUGUUAGAAAAGAAAUUACGUGAAGGUCAUUCAGUAGCAGAAAUUAGAGGUAAAACUAAGAAACCAAAAGAAACAAAGUCAAGUGUUAGAAAGAAUAAAAGCGAAAACUUAAAUGGUGUUAUAAUUCGUGGUGUUCAUCAUCAAAAUAGUGUCAAACGUAAACAUAUACCUACCAAUAACAAAGCACUGAAUAACGAGUUAGCUAAUAAGGAAGACGACUCUGAAUUUGAUGAUGAAGAUGACAUCCCAUUGAAGAAAUUAUGGCACCCUGUUCAACAGAGCCCUGAUAAAAUGAAACUCGUUAUAUGUAGAGGUCGUAAAGAUAGUGACACAGAAACACCUCAGUCAGAACUUGGUCCUAUUUCACCUAAGCCUGGCAUUUUGAAAAAACUAGGAACAUUUGAUAAUUCACUAUGGUUUACUAAAAUAAAUCAUAAAAAUACAUUAAAAAAUACGAAUUUGAAUGAUUCCAUGGCUGAGAGUGCAGAAAAUGUUGAGCAACCUCCCAAGAAGAAAAAAAGAGUGUCUUUUAGUGAUAAGCUUUCCGUUAGAAAUUUUUCAGCUCUUGGUUCAAAUGACGAUCAAAAUCAAGAAACUGGGCUAUUCGUGGUUUCAGUUCCAGAACCAGCUCCAUUGCCAUCAAGUAGAAAAUCUCCCAAAAAAUCGACAUUGGCUAAAGAAAAUAGUGCAAUAGAAUCUCAUUCUCUACGCACUUCCACUGAUCCUGCUUUACUUACUACAAUGCAACAUAAAAUAAAACAGCUUAAAUCUGAAUCGGUUUCCCAUAAAUAUGUGUGUGACUUCGACAGUGAUGAUGGAGAGGAGUUAUCCCCCCUUAUUAAACCAUCCUCUCAAGUUAGACCUGUAAUUAGUGUACUACCGAAGCGACCAUGCUCUUAUCUUAAGACUAGUAGUUAUUCAACAUUAUUGAAUAAACCACAUGAAUUUUCUGUGAAUGCCCCACAUUCUGUCGUGAGUAAAGUGGGUAAUGUGUUUAAGAAAUCGCAAGUAGAGUCCCCUUGUUUUGAAAAAUUGAAAUCGGUGAAUAUCCAGACUGAAAAAACAGGAGACCCUGUUACGCAAUCCAGAAAAGAUGUGUGUAUGGGAGCAAUGGAAGUAGAGAUUGAGUUGCCGAAAAAGCCAAAUGUGCGGGACGCAGCUGUAGAAACUAAAGAUUUAUCACCUGAUAUGGAAAUCGAUCUGAACAAUUUAGACAAGAAUGUUGAACAGGAACCUGAAAUUGAUCCAGUUGAUAAAAAACGUGCAGAAUCACUCAUAAAAACUUUUGUGGAGGAAUACCAGUAUCCCCAAAUAAACAAUCCUUUAAUUUCUAAGAAGAAGAGAGCAAAACCCAACAUACAAAAAAAAAAGACUAGAACAAAAAAAAUGGAACAUUCUGAAAAUAUUAAAGAUGUUCAGGAUUCUUCUAAAGUUGUAAUAUCUAUAACAAAAAAUAAAAAUAAUUCUAACACUACAUUUGAAAAUUCAGGAAAUAUUCAAAAUUUUGAAACGGUUGACAAAUUUGAAAAUACAAAUACUUUCAAUUCAGAAGAUAUUGAAAGCAUUGAAAAUGCUGACAAUGCUAAUAUUCACAAAUGCAAAAAUAUUCAAAAUGUGGAGAGUAUUGAUAGUGAUGAAAAUAUUGAUAGUGUUCAAAAUAUUGACAAGGGUGAAAAAAUUCAUAAUCAUGAAAAAAUACACAAAUCUGAAAAUAUUGACAUUGACAAUUCUGAAAAUAUUGACAUUGACAAUUCUGAAAAUAUUAACAUUGACAAUUCUGAAAAAAAAUUCAAUUCUGCCAGUAUUGGAAAUUCUGUUAAUAUUGAAUGUGUUAAAAAUCCUGAAAACCUUCAAGAAAGAGAUAUGUUUGAACAAUUUGGAGCUGUUGAAGAGCACCUAAUAGAACAGACAGAAAUACGAACUAAACUUCAGCAAUCGGAAACGCUGAAAAAAGCAACAAAACAAUUUACAAUGUCUCUUGUAGCUGACUAUACAGACGAAGAUGACCAAUCUGAAAGUGAGAGUCAAAACUCAGAGCAAUUGGAAGAUUUACCACUAAAUAAAGAGAUAUUGAAGGAGGAAGCACUGCCAACAUUAGAUAAAGAAUUACCACUAUUAGAUAAUGAUAUGCCUACAUUUGAAGCCUUCGAUGAUUCUGCAAUGCCACAACUUUCUCCAGCAUACGAGGAGGAAAUAGACCAUGAGGAAGAAUUAGGUGUUAUGGAGGACAUGCCUAUUCUUGAGGAAAGCCCAGAUAUUAAGAAUUCUGUGAACAAACUGAAAAGAGAACAAUUAACAAAAUCUGUUUGUGAAAAAAGUUCAAAUGAUCCACCCCAAAAGACAGUAGAAACAUCUCCAAACGUAUCAGUUGAAACAUCUCCCAAAACAUCAUCAGAAUUAUAUCCCAAAACAUCACCAGAAAAAAAAUAUCGAGAUAGGGAGCAUCCAUUUUUUAAUGAUCCAGCCAUGAUUAUUCUGUAUUCUCCUGAUUCUCCAAAACCCAAAACAGCAAAAGCUAAUUUAAUGGAUUCAUUUAUGAAGCUCGGCAGAAGUGAAAAUAGUUCAGAGAAAGGUGAAAUACAGUCAUCAGAUACUUCAUCUUCAACAUCAUCAUCACACGUCCAACAAGAAUCAACUGAGCAGGUUAGUCCAGUUGCAGAUCAAUUAAACAAUUCCUGAUAUUCUACAGAAUUAGAAACAAACAACACAAUUCAUGGUCAUUGUUUAUAACAGAGGACUGCUAGUGAAAAGCUGACUACUAUCAUAAAAUUCUUUGUGUGAAUUGUGCUAAAAUCUCACUUUGGCCAUUAUUGUUUAAAGUUGUGUUUUUGUUUGUGCUAUGUUAUAAGUGUAAACGUAUAACUUAAAUGUAUAAAUAAUUUGACAGGCUUGCAGGAAUUUGGAAGACAAAAAUCACACUUUUUGCAACACAUUACCUUUCCUUUUAAUUGAGCUAGAAUGUUCAAACUUGGUGUAGGCGUUCAUUAGGUGAAUGCCUUGAUGAAGUUCGAAGAUGAGCAUUUUCUGCUACGGCUAAGCAGAGAUAAACAAUUUGAUUGGUUGAUGCUUUGGGACACAAUAAUUUUAGUUGUAAUUAAGUGAGAAAUGAAAUGGGGUUUAACGUCCUACUGUUCUGCUCUGAACUGAGCUAAUGAAGAUGGGUAAUAAGUGAGAGAAGUGAGAGUAAUGAAACUUGGUGUAUAGUUUCAUUACAUCAAUAUCUUGAGUAAAUUUGAUAAUGAACAUUUUCAGCUCAGGGUAAGCAGAGCGAUAAGCAAUUUGAUGUGUCAAGACUUUGGAGCUCGACAACUUUGAUUUUAAUUGAGUGAUAAUGGUGAAACUUUGUGCAUAGUUUCAUUACAUCAUUGGUUGAUUGCUUUGGGACAAUAUAACUUUGAUUCUAACUGAUGGAGAGUCAAAACCUUGACUGAGUUUGAUCUUGAACAUUUUAUGCUUAUAAGACUAAGUAAAAAUAAUCUGUUUGAUUGCUCAAUACUUUUGAAAAAGAUAAAUGUGCAAUAAAUCAAUAUGUGUCAUCUAUUUAUUUUGGGAUUUCAGCAGGGGACAUCAGCCUCGCUGUUAGCUUUUUAAAAUUCAUUCAGAAUCAAUGAAAAAUAUUGGAUUCCUAAUGAGUGUCGCAUUUGCAACUGUUUACUUUACUGAUCAGUGUUGAGUAAUUAACAGACUAUUUAGUUAUCUAAGCUGUUUUAUUAGCAGGUGAACCGUGUAAUUCCCUAUGACGUAAUUAGACUAAACCAAUGAUUUAAUUAGCUGAUAUAAUGUACAUUUAUGGUUUAAUAUUUAGUUUGAUUACUCAAUACUUUUGAAAAAGAUAAAUGUGCAAUUAAUUAAUAUGUGUCAUCUAUUUGUUUUGGGAUUUCAGCGGUGGACAUCAGCCUCACUCCACAUAAAAAGUUUCAUUUUAUUUGUGUAUAAUAUAGAUUUUUAAUACCAAUUUUGUAUAUAUCUGUAUGUGGUGUUAAGAAUUUAUUGCAAAAUAGUAAUAGGUUGAAAACAAUAUUUCAAAUUCAAAGUAAAAGAAUAAAAUGUUUGAUAUAUGGAGAUAUAUUUUACAAAUUUGGCAAUAAAACCACACUCAUUUGGUGACUUUGUGUUGCAGUUUGGAAAUACAAUGAGUUGACAUGUAAAUUACUUAGAAAAUUUAAAAUACAAUUAAUUGAAUUAAGACAUAGGGGUUACCAACAAAGCACUGUUUGAGUAAUAUGUAGAUCACUUGACUGCUUGUUUCAUGCACUUUGUGACAAGAAAAACACAUCUUCAUAUUCGUUCAUUUAAUGUAUGUUGUCGUCGCCCCCAUCCGGACAUCUGUCCGUCCACAAUUUGUUUGUGGGCACUCUAAAGGUCACAAUUCUUAUCUGAUUUUGACGAAACUUGAAAUAUAGGUUUAUCUCCAAAAGAUCUUGGUUCCUUUAGAUAUUGGCAUAUAUCGGAUCAAAACUUCAUGGAUUAUGGCCCUGAUUGUAUGAAAAAUCAUGUUUUUAGCUUGAGGACACUCUAGAGGUCACAAUUUUCAUCUGAUUUUGAUGAAACUUGAAAUGCAUGUUUAUAACCCAAAGAUCUUUGUUCCUUUCGAUAUUCGCACAUAUUGGAUUGCAAUUUCCUGAAAUAUGGCCUCUGAUUGAAAAUCAGAUCAAACUGCCAGACAAAAUGGCCGUCCCUCGUAUGCAAAUAUUGUAAAUAUAUGGUAUAUCAAGGUUUUUGGACCCUCUCGAGGCCACAAUUGUGAUCCGAUUUUGAUGAAACUAUAAAUUUAUGUUUAUAUCACAAAGAUCAUGGUUCUUUUUGAUAAUCGCGCAUAUCCGAAUGUAACUUCCUGGAUUAUGGUCCCAGAUUGUUCAAAAAAUUGCAUUUUUAGUUUGUGGAUUCUCUAGAGGUCACAAUUUUUUUAUCCGAUAUUUAAAACCGUUUAAAUAUAUCACAAUUGUGAUCCGAUUUUGAUGAAACUAUAAAUUUAUGUUUAUAUCACAAAGAUCAUGGUUCUUUUUGAUAAUCGCGCAUAUCCGAAUGUAACUUCCUGGAUUAUGGGCCCAGAUUGUUCAAAAAAUUGCAUUUUUAGCUUGUGGAUUCUCUAGAGGUCACAAUUUUUUUAUCCGAUAUUUAAAACCGUUUAAAUAUAUCACCAUUCCACCAUAAUGAAGGUUGAAUUCAAAUUUUGGGAAAAUCGAAUUGAACUGCCCGACUAAAUGGUCGCUCUUUGUACGCAAAUUGUGUAAAAGUAUGUAAUACAAAGGUUGUGGACCCUCUAGAUUUAUCUGAUUUUAAUGAAAAUUUAAAUAUAUCUUUAUAUCCCAAAUAUCUCAGUCCCUUCUGAUAUUUGUGCAUUUCAGACCAUUAGCUUGUUCUCUAACCAUAUUUUGCAAAAUAUGGGCAUAUCUUGCCUGGCAACCGCUGAUAUAUAUUUUUUGUCCUGUGCAUGUUGAUGUCAAUCGUUUUAUUUUAUUCUGAAUAUACAUUUCACUUUUUAUAAAAAUAUUUCAUAAUUAUGCACAUUUUUAUGACUUAUGAAAUUUAUAUUAUUGAUGGUAUUUUAGAAAUAUAUUUGCUAUGAACUGUUUAUGAAUCGUACAGUAGUGAUCAUAAAAUGAUUUUUACUUGUUUUGGUGUGAAAUAUGAAUGAGGAGAAAAAUGGCUAUAUGUAUUGUAUACUGACUUUUAUAAAGAAAAGAUUUUCUUUAUAUUAUAUAAUAUAAUACAAUAUGUGGAUGAGCUGACUGAAUGUGCUUCUUUCAAAUAUUCAUCACACCAUAUAAAUUUAUGUUAUGUAUACAC